Dermochelys coriacea (leatherback sea turtle) is the source of this 12287-nucleotide messenger RNA. It is a transcript of the gene BRWD1, whose product is annotated as bromodomain and WD repeat domain containing 1. Gene Ontology annotation, cellular component: nucleus. The transcript has 42 exons. The record is from RefSeq and is a predicted model, not a curated record. The coding region runs from base 261 to 7244 and encodes 2327 amino acids. Gene Ontology annotation, biological process: regulation of cell shape; regulation of transcription by RNA polymerase II; cytoskeleton organization. Gene Ontology annotation, molecular function: protein binding. Lineage: Eukaryota; Metazoa; Chordata; Testudines; Dermochelyidae.
UAUAAACGUCCCCCUCCAGCGCCGCCCCCAGUGUCCCCGGCGAGGGACUCUUUUUUCACCCACCCCUGCCCGGCGGAGACAGCCGCCUCGUCCCUGCGACGGGUCGCUCCGCGGCAAUGGCGGCCGGGCCGAGGCUGAGUUAGAGCGAGGAGGGGGAGGCGCUGAUAGGACUAUGCCGAGCGGGGCCCGGCCCGCGCCGAACGCUGCCUGAGCCCGUCUCCUGCCUGGGCAGCGGUAGGAGCAGCUGGGCCGCCCCCGACAUGGCCGAGCCCUCGCUCCCCUCCUCCGGCGGCGGCGGCGGCGGCGGCGGCUCCCUGCCGCUCAUGGAAUCAGAGCUCUACUUCCUCGUCGCCCGCUUCCUGAGCACCGGGCCCUGCCGGAGAGCGGCGGAGGUGCUGGUGCAGGAGCUGGAGCAGCACCAGUUGCUUCCUAAAAGGUUGGAUUGGGAAGGAAAUGAGCAUUGUAGAAGUUAUGAAGAUUUGGUCUUAUCCAACAAACAUGUGGCUCCAGAUCAUUUGUUGCAAAUUUGCAAGCGUAUUGGCCCUAUACUGGAUAAAGAGAUUCCACCCAGCAUUUCACGAGUGAAUUCCUUACUUGGUGCAGGGAGGCAGUCAUUGCUACGUACAGCAAAAGAUUGCAGGAAUACUGUUUGGAAGGGUUCUUCUUUAGCUGCUCUUCGUAGAGGAAGACCUCCUGAAAUUCCUGUGAACUAUGGCCCUCCACCAAACCUUGUGGAAGUAAAUCGUGCAAAACAAUUAACUGGGUAUGCAACAUAUAGAACAUCAUUUCCAGGAAGUAUGUAUCAGCACAUAAGGAUGCAUAGGCGGAUUCUUGGUCAUCUCUCUGCAGUCUACUGUGUUGCAUUUGAUAGGACUGGACACAGAAUAUUUACUGGUUCAGAUGAUUGCUUGGUGAAAAUUUGGUCUACUCACAAUGGCCGGUUGCUCGCCACACUACGAGGUCAUUCAGCCGAGAUUUCAGAUAUGGCUGUGAAUUAUGAAAACACUAUGAUUGCAGCUGGAAGCUGUGAUAAAAUGAUCAGGGUAUGGUGUCUGAGAACUUGCGCACCAGUUGCUGUGCUCCAGGGACACACUGGAUCCAUUACGUCUUUACAGUUUAGUCCAAUGGUCAAAGGCUCCAUGCGCUACAUGGUAUCUACUGGUGCAGAUGGAACAGUUUGCUUUUGGCAAUGGGAUGCAGAUUCCAUGAAAUUCAGUAAUCGGCCAGUGAAGUUUACAGAGAAAUCUAGGCCUGGAGUUCAGAUGCUUUGUUCUUCUUUUAGCAUUGGUGGUACAUUUCUAGCAACAGGCAGUACAGAUCAUGUUAUCAGGAUGUAUUUUUUUGGCUCUGAAACGCCUGAAAAAAUAGCUGAACUGGAAAGCCAUGCUGACAAAGUGGACAGCCUUCAGUUUUCGAACAGCGGUGAUAGGUUCAUAAGUGGCAGCAGAGAUGGAACAGCCCAUAUCUGGUGCUUCCAGCAAACAGAAUGGAGGAGCAUCUUGUUGGAUAUGGCUGACAGGUUACCAGGUGACUCUCAUUCUGAAGAAGACCGAUUUAUGAAGCCUAAAGUAACAAUGAUAGCUUGGAAUCAAAAUGAUGAUUUUGUUGUUACUGCUGUGAAUAAUCAUCUGCUAAAAGUUUGGAAUUCUUAUACUGGGCAAUUGCUUCAUGAUAUGGUGGGACAUACAGAUGAAGUAUUUGUGUUGGAGACCCACCCUUUUGAUUCAAGGAUUAUGUUAUCUGCAGGCCAUGAUGGCAAUAUCUUUAUAUGGGAUAUUACAAAAGGCAUCAAAACUAAGCAUUAUUUUAACAUGAUUGAAGGACAAGGACAUGGUGCUGUUUUUGACUGCAAGUUUUCAUCAGAUGGACAACAUUUUGCCUGUACAGAUUCUCAUGGGCAUCUGUUAAUAUUUGGUUUUGGGUGUAACAAGCCUUAUGAAAAGAUUCCUGAUCAGAUGUUCUUCCACACUGACUACCGACCAUUGAUUCGAGACGCUAACAAUUAUGUCCUAGAUGAGCAGACACAACAGGCUCCUCAUCUCAUGCCACCUCCGUUUUUAGUAGAUGUGGAUGGAAACCCUCAUCCAACAAAAUACCAGAGAUUAGUACCAGGAAGAGAGAACUGUGCAGACGAACAUUUGAUUCCUCAACUGGGAUAUAUAGCAACAAGUGAUGGAGAGGUUGUUGAGCAAGUGAUAGGCCAGCAAACUGUUGACCAGGAUGAACAAAGUCUGGAACCCAACAUUCUUGAUGGCAUGAUAAGACAAUUACAGCAACAGCAAGACCAAAGAACUGGAUCAGAUCAAGAAGUUGUUCCAAAUGGACUACAAAAUGGAGAAGGAACACCUAGAAGAGGUUUUAGAAGGCCAAGUUUAGACAUCCAAUCCCCCCCAAAUAUUGGUCUGCGUCGCAGUGGGCAAGUGGAAGGUGUACGUCAAAUGCAUCAGAAUGCUCCACGAAGUCAAAUUGCCACAGAGCGAGACCUUCAAGCUUGGAAACGAAGAGUAGUUGUACCAGAAAUACCACUGCAUUUAUUCAGAAAACAGGAGGAGUACCGUAUUGCAAAAGGAGAGGAGGAGAGAGAGCUCUAUGUAACAGAGAGGAAAAGGAAGACAUUUCAGUUCUCAGAAAAGAGUGACUCUGAAGCUUCACUGAUACAAUCCAAGCGUAGACUGCAUAGGCGUAAAUAUCCAAGUUAUCGAACACGGAAUAACACAGAACAACUUGAUUCAUCUGAUGAAGAAAGGGAUGACUGUUUUGGCUUUAUAAACCAGGAAGCAGAAGAAAGUGAAGGUUUGGAUUCUUCUGAUGAGGAGGAAGAAUGGAAAAGUGACAAGAAAAGCAACAGUAACAGUUCUAGUGACUCUUCAAGUAGAUAUUCUGACUGGAUAGCUGAUGCAGGGAUAAAUCUCAAGCCUCCUGUACGAACAUCUCGACGCAAAGCUAUCAGAUAUUGUAGUACUUCAGAAGAUGAAGUAUCAGCAGAGAAAUCUUCUCCUCCAAAGAGGAGAAGAAAAAGAAGGAAAAAACCCAAACCAAAAAAGCAGGAAGAGAAUGUGCAGAAUAGUACUCUCACACAGCCAGUAAACGAAGAUGUGUGUUAUGACUACCAUCCUCCUGUUUGGAUAACUGACACCGCACUUCGAAAAUCUCCUUUUGUUCCCCAAAUGGGUGAUGAGGUAAUAUAUUUUCGACAAGGUCAUGAAGCUUAUAUUGAAGCAGUCAAAAAAAAUAAUAUUUAUGAACUAAACCCCCACAAGGAGCCAUGGAGAAAAAUGGUCCUUAGGGAUCAAGAAUUGGUAAAAAUUGUUGGGAUACGAUAUGAAGUUGGUCCUCCUACACUAUGUUGCCUGAAGCUUGCCUUCAUAGACCAUGCCACUGGAAAACUUGCAGACAAAUCAUUUUCUCUCAAAUACCAUGAUAUGCCAGAUGUCAUUGACUUCCUUGUAUUGCGUCAGUUUUAUGAUGAAGCACGACAGAGGAAUUGGCAAGCUUCUGAUAGAUUCAGAUCCAUUAUUGAUGAUGCUUGGUGGUUUGGAACAGUGUUGGGUCAAGAGCCAUAUCAGCCACAGUAUCCAGAUAGUCACUUUCAGUGUUAUAGUGUUAAAUGGGACAACGGUGAAAUUGAAAAGCUUAGCCCAUGGGACAUGGAGCCAAUUCCUGAUAAUGUUGAUCAACCUGAGGAAUUAGGAGCUAGUCUUUCUGUAACUUACGAAGAAAUGGAGAAGCUACUAUACAAACCCCAAGAGGGAGAAUGGGGGAAAAGAUCUCGAGAUGAAGUAUGUGAGCGGAUUAUCAGUGGCAUUGAUCAGCUUCUGAAUCUUGACAUUUCAGCAGCUUUUGCUGGUCCAGUUGAUCUGAGUACAUAUCCAAAGUACUGUACAGUGAUAGCUUAUCCAACGGAUCUUUGCACUAUUCGGAUGAGACUAAUCAACCGGUUUUACAGGAGGAUCUCUGCCUUGGUGUGGGAAGUCAGAUGCAUUGAAAGUAAUGCCAGCACCUUCAAUGAACCUAAGAGUGCUAUUGCUCGGUCUGCUAAGAAGAUCACUAAACAGCUGUUAAAGUUCAUUGAUGAUCCAGUUUGUACAAACAUAUUUGAGCUUAGUAAUACAACAGAAGAUGAGCAGGACUCUCUUGAUGCUGCUGAUCUGGAGGAUGAUAAAUGUCUUCCAAGAAGUUCUUGCAGAAGAGUAAAAAGACGGGUUAUGAAGAGACGAAACAAUGUGAAAAUUAACUAUGAUGAAAAUACCUGGAAGAAACAAUGUAUGGAACUGGUGAAUUUAAUUUUCCAAUGCGAAGAUUCUGAGCCUUUUAGACAACCUGUUGAUUUGGAUCAAUAUCCUGACUACAGACAUAUUAUAGACACUCCAAUGGACUUUGGUACAGUGAAGGAGACACUGGAAGCUGGAAAUUAUGACAACCCGAUGGAAUUGUGCAAAGAUAUAAGACUAAUAUUUAGCAAUGCAAAAUCUUACACUCCAAGUAAAAGAUCAAAGAUUUAUAGUAUGACCUUGAGAUUAUCAGCACUAUUUGAGGAAAAAAUGAGAAGAAUCGUUUCAGACUUUAAAACUGGCCAAAAACACAAUGAAAGACUACGAAGAAGCCAGAGAUGUAAUAGGAUGUUGCAAAGUCAUAGCAUGGUACAGCACCCUAACAAAACACUCAGAAAUGUGAAGCAGAAACCCUUAAAAUGUCAGGCAAAAAUUGAAUCUGAGCAGGAAGAUUCUUCUACCCAACCUACCUCUAGCAGAGCAGCAUGUGUUACGAGCCAUAAAAUAAAUGCUAGCACCUAUCCCCACAGUUUUGGUGAAUCUUCUGAUUCUGCUUGCAUAUCUUCAUGUGAAAGAAAUGGAAAAGCUAGAACUACACCCAUAACAAAUCAUUCUGCGUUGUCAUCAGAAAGUGAAAUAGAAGGCUCUUCGGCUUCUUCCUCUGCCUCCUCAUCAGGAUCUUCCUCCUCUUCAAGUAGCUCAGAGGAAAGUAAAGAAAGCUCUAUGGCUCUUGCAUCACCAGUAUUACACAAUGGCAUAUCCAGAGCAAAGAACAGCUGCUUUAGGGUAACCAGAAAUAGAGCAGCUCAAAGAAAGCAAAUGGGAUCAGUUUCUCAGGGGAAUGGAAAUAUCAGAAAAACUGCCAGGAAAAGGCUAUAUAGAAGUGACUCUGAAAAUACUUCAGCAGUGGCUUGUGAAUCAUUGAGUAACAAAACUGGUAGACAUAGAAAAAUACCACGCAGAAGUGCUACUGUGGCUGCUAAUAAAUUAAAGCUGAUGAGUGAUGUGGAGGAAGAGCUCUCCAGUUCCGAAAGUGUUGGCAUUGGAAGCAAGAACAGAAAACUGCCCCACCGCAAUGCUUCUGCUGCAGCCAGGAAACUGUUAUUGGAAGGCUCUGAUGAUGAGACAGGUUUAAAGUCUGAAAGUGAAAAAGAAUUAAAAGAACCGUAUGCAAGGAAGAAAAAACUUUUUCAGCCUGGUUCAUCUGCUGCUAGAAGAAAAUAUAUUAGUGAAUCUGAAGAUGGAAGUUCAGAUUCUGAAACUGAUACAAGAAAGGCACAAAAAAAUAGGCAAAGCAAUAGCAAAAAAUCACCACACAGGAGAGUCUGUGCUGCAUCUCCUAAAAUUAAAAAUCCCACAGUAGAAUUUUCAGAGGACGACUCCAAAAGCCAUAAGUCAGAGGAUGGGAUCAGUCAGGAAGUGUCCAAACAGUCAACUUCAACACACAAACAGCAUGCAGUGUGCAACUCAUCUGAGGAUGAGGAAGAUUCUGAGUCACGCAGGUGGAAUGGUAGAAAAAUCAAGAAGGUGACAAGUCAAAAGCCUGUAACUCCAUUCAAAAAAGCAAAAGUCUUGAGUGACUUAGAGGACACAGCAGAGUCUGAAACAGAAGUGAAGGAGAAUGGAAGAAGUUCUGUGUCAGAGAGUAUGGAAACUUCUGGGACUGCAGGGAGCUCAAAAUCUGGACCGGAUGCUAGUUUCAAUUGCUCUUCUAAUUUAGCAUCUGAAACUGAUACCAAUAAUAGUAACUAUAGUGAUGCCAUAAACACAAAAAGGAGGAAAAGGGAAGUCACUAAAAAAGGAUCUUUCUCUCAAGAGAAUGGUCAUAGCAGAAGAGCUACCAGGAAAAGAUUAUAUGGGAGUGACUCAGAAUAUUCAAAGGGGGCUUACAAAAUAGUGAAUGACAAAGAUGAUGGUCGCAGAAGAAUUCCACGUAGAAGUGCGACACUGGCUGCCAGUAAAUUAAGACUAAUGAGUGAUGUGGAGGAAGAGAUCUCCAGCUCAGAAAGUGUUGGCAUUGGAAGCAAGAACAGAAAACUGCCCCACCGCAGUGCCUCUGCUGCAGCCAGGAAAUUGUUAUUGGAUGGCUUUGAAGAUGACACAGGUUUAAAGUCUGAAAGUGAAAAAGAACAGUAUAUUAAACAGAAAAAGCUUUCACAGGCUAGUUCAUGUGCUAGAAGAAAAUAUAUUAGUGAAUCUGAAGAUAAAAGUUCAGAUUCUGAAAUAGGUGCACAAAUGGCACCAAAGAAUAGACAAAGCAAUGGCCAUAAACAACCACACAGGACAGUCUGUGCUGCAUCUCCUAAAAUUAAAAAUCCCACAGUAGAAUUCUCAGAGCAGGACUCCAAAAGCCAUAAGUCAGGGGAUGGGAGUAGUCAAAAGGUGUCCGAUCAGUCAACUUCUGCACACACACAUGCUGUGAGCAACUCUGAGGAUGAGGCAGAUUCUUUGUCAGGCAGGUGGAAUGGUAGAACAAUUAAGAAGAUGACCAGUCAAAAGUCUGCAACUCUUUUCAAAAAAGCAAAAGCCUUGAAUGAUUUGAAGAACACAGCAGAGUCUGAAACGGAAGUGAGGGAGAAUGGAAGACAAUCUGUGUCAGAGAGAAUGGGACCUUCCAGAACUGCAAGGAGCUCAAAAUCUGGACCUGAUGCCAGUUUCAAUUGCUCAUCUAAUUUAGAAUUUGAUACUGAUUCCAAUAGCAGUAACUAUAGCAAUGCCACAAACACAAAAAAAAGGAAAAGGAAAGGAAAAACAAAAGUCAUUAGAAAAGACUGGAAGAGGAUGAACUCUUUCUUUGGAACAUCAAGCAUCAGGAUGAAAUUGGUGAUUCAGGCAAACACUGUUCUCUGGAUCUUCAGGGUACUUGUCUGCACAGCCAGAAUCAUGGCAUCACAAAUCACUUUGCACUAUUGGGUCAAUGCUUCCAAUGUCAAGCAUUUCUGGUUGUCCCGGCAGCACCGCCAUUUAUGGUAAUUCUAGCAACUGCACUAGGAGAUUUACUUUAUAUACUCCUUUGAUUGGCUUGUGUGAGGGGAGACAUUUUUUUGAGGCAUUUGCAUUUAAUUGGGACAUCUCCCAGGGAACUAAUUAAGCUUAGUAAUACUAAAUAACAAUACUUAAUAAGGACAGUUCUGCCUAAUCCAUAUUUUUUUAGGGGUCUUUUGAAAUAGCUUUCAGUCCUGUUAUGGCUGUGAUACAUGCAGUGAGAGAACUUCAAUAGUUUCUGUUCUGAUACGUUAUAUUGGCUCUUUCCAUGCCACUACAUAUUGCCAUCAGUGCAGCUCCUGGCACUAGGAAGGCAGCAGACUUGGUCCCUGUCUCAUUGUAGACAAUGCCUUCCAUUCAACCCUAAAUGGGCUUGUCCAGAGACAACAGGUUCUGCAGUUCCUCUAACAGCAGUGGCUUCACUAACAAAAAAUUAGUGUAUGCUCUUACGCAAGAGUUCUUAAUGGAGACAACAGGUCGUCCAGCAGAUGUUCUGAUUAAAUGGAUUAAGAUUAAUAAAAUACCAUCACCUAGCACUUCUGUAGUGCUUUCCAUGAAUUUUUUUCAAAUUUCAUUUUUUCAGAAAAUUGAGAAUUUGCCAAUACGUUAUUUUGAAAAAAUAUGAAACUAAAAUGUAUAGUGUCAACCUUGCUAUUGUAUAUAAUUUUCAUCACAAUAUUUUAUAAAGUUGUUUUGUUUUGAACACACACUAUUUACUGAGAAUGUAUGUUCACUAGACUAUGAAGCACCUAAUAAUUAGAGCCCUACGCAGAUUCAAAAUUUGUAUCCACAUCCGAUCUACAAAAAUGGUCCGUGAAUAUAAAGUAGAUAUCCGCAGAUUUGCAGAUACAAAAGUUGUAUCCACAUCCAAUCCAUGAUCUGCAAAAAUGGUCUGUAGAUAUGAAUCGCUGCAUAUAUAAAGCAGAUAUCUGUGGAUUUGCAGGGCUCUGGUAAUAACAGCUUUCUGAUCAAAGGCUAAAUUAGAAAUCUUUUUUUAAAAAAAGAUUCAUCCACAGAGCAAUAUCAAAUGCCUUCAAGAUACAUUUCUGACAAUCUGAGAAGGGUAGAAAGGGGUUUGUCCUUAUUUGCUGCUUUGUGAUGUACAGAUAACCUAAAAAACUUUUUUCCAAGUUUUUUCUGUUUUUAAUCUCUCUGGAUUGUAGUGGUAUUGUAAUUACAGUAAUAAAAUAUACAGUCUUAAUACAGUUUUAUGGAAUUUCAUUAAACCAAAUCUAUAAACAGUGAUCACAUCCUACCAUAGAAUCCAUCAGUGCAGCACAGUUUCUCCCCUCCCCCCUGGUUUCCUGGAUAUAUUAUUCUUUUAAUAUCUAAAGAAAUUAAACAAACUAGGUUUUAAAGAUACACAUCAUGACAUGUCAGAGAACAUUAGAUACUAUCAAGUACUUUUAUAUUUAAUUACGUUAAUUAUAACAUAAUUAAGUUGAUAUCUUUUUGGAAACUUAACAUUUCUUUACUAGUUUUGUACUUUCUGUUGUCACUUUUUCACAUUCCACCCCUAUCCCUGCCUGUUUUGUGUCUCAAAAGGAAGAUUUUUUUUGGUUUUUGGCCCUUCUAGUCCCUGUCACUGUAGUAUCUGAGCAACUGCCAUGUAUGAAAAUAGAGAAAUAUUUUCUGUCUUGCUUCAGUCUGUAGAAUAAAUAGCAUUAUAAGUAGGGCCCUACCAAAUUCAUGGUUCACUUUGGUUAAUUUCAAAAUUUUUAAAAUUGUAAAUUUCAUGAUAUCAGCUAUUUAAAUCUGAAAUUUCACAUUAUUGUCAUUGUGGGAGUCCUGACCCAAAAAGGAGUUGUGUGUGGUGGUGGGGAGAGGGGUUAGCAAGGUUAUUGUAUGGGAGGUUGCAGUACUGGUACCCUGAAUUCUGCGCUGCUGCUGGCAGCAGCAAUGCCUUCAGAACUGGGCAGCUGGAGAGAGGCAGCUGCUGGCUAGAAGCCCAGCUCUGAACACAGCUGCCACCACCAGCAGCAGCACAGAAAUAAGGAUGGUAUGAUAUGGCCACCCUUACUUCUACAUUGCUGCCUGCAGAGCUGGGCCCUCAGCCAGCAGCUGCCACUCUCUGGCCACCCAGCUCUGAAGGCAGCACAGAAAUAAGGGUGGCAAUACCGUGACCCUCCCUAAAAUAAUCUUGCAACCUCCCUGCAUCUCUUUUAGGUCAGGACUCCCAAUUUGAGAAACGCUGGUCUCCCUGUGAAAUCCCUAUUGUAUAAGGUAAAAGCACACAAGACCAGAUUUCAUGGGGGGGGAGACCAGAUUUCACAGUUCAUAAUGUGUUUUUCAUGGCUGUUAAUUUGGUAGGGCCCUAAUUAUGAGUUUAUAAGAUCUCGUGUCAGUGUGUGGAGAAUUUAAGGGAAAGCUAUUCUGAAGAAAUGAGGUAUGCGUUCAGUUCUGAAAGUGUUACUGCCUGUGAUCAUUACUCUUGUGGGGAGUAAGUUCCACGGUCCAGUUCAGGGUUGAAGAAAUUUUUACUUCCCUGAUCAUUUAUCAACUGCAUAAAAUAAAAUUCUUCUGGUAAUAGAAUUUAAUUUGUACUUUCUUUACUUUCUGAAUGGCUGCCUCUGCAUUAGCAGAACAAAAUUUAUUACAGGUUCAUAAAUGUGUAAUUUCUUUUAGAGACUUCUUUGCAAUAGAAUGAUAGUUUUAACACUACUCAUAGAUAUUUAGAAUCUGGAAAUCAUUACCCUUCUCGAAGGUAAGUAGUGAUUUUUUGACUGACUGUCAUUGUGAGCAAAGACUGUCGCUUCCUGUCCUCUUUUAUCUCAAACAAAAGCACAAUGUUGAAAGUUAAAAGGAUAUCCAUUUCUAAUCUUAUUUUAAAUAAUUACCCAACGUAAACUGCACAUCGCUGAGAAGUGCAUAACCUGUACUUUGAUUUCUGUGUAUUUCAGCAUUAGUAGUAAAGCUUGUACCGAAUAAACUAUAUGAUUUUAAUAGAAAUGUAAGUUAUUUAAAGGAACUUUUAAAUCUUUAUUUUGUAGAAUCAACCUCUGAGGAGAUUGGACAAAAUACAAAAGUGCUCAGGAGCAGGACAUAUAUGAAUGACUACAAAAAAUAUACAAAGUUUUCUAGUGAGACAUUAAAUGCCAAAACUGUUACUAGAAAAAAAACUCCAUGCAGAAGUGCUACUUUGGCUGCUAAUAAAAUUAAGAUAAUGAGUAAUAUAAAGGAAGAGCUCUCCAGCUCAGAAAGUGUGUGCACUGAAAAAAAGAAUAGAAAACUGCCUCACUGGACUGUGUCUGCUGCAUCCAAGAAAAGGCUAAGGGACAGCUCUAAGGUAGAUGCCACUUUCAAGUCUGAAAGUGAAAAAGUGAAAGAGCAACAUACCAACAGUAAAACACUUUCUCAGCCUAAUUCAGCUGCUGCUAGAAGAAAAUAUAUUAGAGAGCCUGAAAGGGGAAAAUCUGAAAAAGAGACAAAGAUGACACACAAGAACAGGCAUAGUAAUGACCAUAAGCAGCCACACAGAACUGUCCAUGCUGCAUCUCUUAAGGUGAAAAAUUCUGCAGUAGAAUUUUCAGAGGAGGACUCCAAAAGCUGUAAAUCAGAGGAUGGGAACAGUAAGAAAGCUUCUGAUCAGUCGACUUUUGCACGCAAACCUCAUGCAGUGAGCAACUCUGAGGAUGAGGCAGGUUCUGAAUCAGGCAAGUACAAAGGUAAAAAAACCAAGGAGGUGACCGAUGAAAAGGCAGGGAUGUCUUUCAGAAAAGCAAAAUGCUUGAGUGCCGUAAAGGACACAGAGUCUGAAACAGGAGAGCAGGAAGAUGGAAGAAGUUCUGUGUGCCAGCGGACUGAUCCUUCUGGGACUGCAAAGAUUGGAAAAUCUGGACCUGAUGCCAGUUUAAAUUGCUCUUCCAAUUUAGAAUCUGAAACUGAUUCUAGUAACAAUAGCUAUAGGAAUGCCACAAAAACAAAAAAGAGGAAAAGGAAAAGAAAAAGAAAUACUAAAGUAAUUAGAAAAGGUAAAAAUUCAAUUUCAAAUGUAUCUAAGCCUUCCAGAAGGCCCCAGCGAACAAAACGCUUUAAACUUAAUCAAGAAAAUGACUCUGAUGAUGUGGACUACACCAAAUAUAAAAGAGCAAAUAGACGUUCUAAAAUAAGAACUAGAAAUGGGGGUAGAAGGACUGUGAGAUAUGAUGACGACGGUGGUGGUGAUGAUGAUAGAGGUCUCGAUUACAUAGAUUGUGGAACAUAACCUUAAGAGGAAAAGCCAGUCCGCUUUUUUUAUGGUAAUAGUGCUAGGAUUCAUGAUGAAUGCUGGCUCUUCUUUGUCCUAUAUUUCAGGGAAUAUAUUUAUAUUUUUCUAUGAAAAAGUUAUUAAUGUCAAAUCAUGACUCUCCUUUUCAUAUUUUGACUUGCACUUGCCUGCCCAUGCAGCAGCAUUUAGCACAGAUGCCAAAAUGUGCCUCAUUAUAGGGGCAAAAUUUUGUCUUUACUGGUAUUUUACUACAUAUAACAAGACUUUAAAAAAAGUUAAACACCUGGCAACAGGUUAAAAGCAGUAUGUUGAGUAUUAUUUUGGGUGCUGCAAUGUGCUACUACCUGGGCCUUACAAUAUAAGUGCAUUCAAGAACAGCUGAUUUUAACACCUCUUAAUGUAUGAAAUCUCAUUCAACAGUAACAGACUUGCAAAUAUUACUGUACAUUAUAAAAAUAGUGGUUAAUGAUAUUACAAACAUCAGAAAUAAUAAAUGAAUAUUACAUUAAUUUGAAUUAGUACAGCUUUUCAAAUGUACAGUGCUACCACUAUUGAAAAUACACAACCUGAACCAACUCGUAAUGGAAAAUACAUAUUUACCAAUUUUUAAAAAAUGGUAUUGGUAAAAAUAGGGUUUUGCAGACAGGUGGUACUGGCAUUUUUAAUAUGCGACUUCCAUGCUGUAAACUUGAGACCACAAAAUGCAGGUGAACUUUUGGGCCUAAGGGUUUGUGUGUGUUUGUUUGUUUAUAAAAUAUGAAAAGAAACAUGUGCUGUGUAUUUUUUUUAAAACUUGUGUAUUUAAAACUUAUCUUUUAAAUGGG